Molecule: messenger RNA, 1221 nt
Organism: Eucalyptus grandis
Lineage: Eukaryota; Viridiplantae; Streptophyta; Magnoliopsida; Myrtales; Myrtaceae
Product: aquaporin PIP2-1
Exons: 4
Coding region: 95-955 (286 amino acids)
Biological process (GO): transmembrane transport
Cellular component (GO): plasma membrane
Molecular function (GO): water channel activity
Source: RefSeq, a predicted model, not a curated record
CAUCCCUUCCAUCACACGCCAAUCUCCAAAGAGCGAGCAAAGCGAGCGAGCCCUCUCUCUCUCUCUCUCGAUCUCUCGGAAGCAAGAAGCGGGAAUGGCCAAGGACAUGGAGGUGGGAGGCGGGCACGGCUCGUUCCAGUCGAAGGAUUACCAGGACCCGCCGCCGGCGCCGCUGGUGGACGCGGAGGAGCUGGGGCAGUGGUCCUUCUACAGGGCCAUCAUCGCGGAGUUCAUCGCCACGCUCCUGUUCCUCUACAUUACCGUCCUCACCGUGAUCGGCUACAAGAGCCAGGUCGAGACCUCCGGCGACCAGUGCGGCGGCGUCGGCAUCCUCGGCAUCGCCUGGGCCUUCGGCGGCAUGAUCUUCGUCCUCGUUUACUGCACUGCCGGCAUUUCUGGAGGUCACAUAAACCCGGCGGUCACCUUCGGGCUGUUCUUGGCGAGGAAGGUGUCGUUGGUACGAGCUGUGCUCUACAUGGUGGCUCAGUGCUUGGGCGCCGUAUGCGGGUGCGGUCUGGUGAAGCAGUUCCAGAAGGCAUACUACAUCGAACAGGGGGGCGGCGCCAAUGGGCUGAGCGAGGGUUACAGCACGGGCACCGGUUUGGCCGCGGAGAUCAUUGGAACCUUCGUCCUUGUCUACACCGUCUUCUCGGCCACAGACCCCAAGAGAAACGCCAGAGACUCCCACGUUCCGGUGUUGGCUCCACUGCCCAUAGGAUUCGCCGUGUUCAUGGUUCACCUCGCCACCAUUCCUAUCACCGGAACCGGCAUCAACCCAGCUCGUAGCUUUGGAGCCGCGGUGAUGUAUGGCAAGCAAAAGGCAUGGGAUGAACAAUGGAUCUUCUGGGUCGGACCAUUCAUCGGCGCGGCGAUCGCUGCUUUCUAUCAUCAAUACAUCCUGAGAGCUGGAGCUGCUAAGGCGCUCGGUUCCUUCAGGAGCUCAUCUGUCGUGUAAAUCCCCAGAAGAAUCUCAGGGACUUGAGGAUGGAAACUGAAGCUGUGGAAGUUAGCGUUGUUGUUCUGUGUUGGGCACUUGUAUUUUUUUGGCAGUGCCCCUAGAGUUGGCUUUCUAUCUGCUUUUGCCAUGUUAGCUGUUUCUCUGGUACUUUGUCGGCCCUUUUGGCAUGCGGUCGUCGAGUUCAAGGUGCUAUUUACAUGGAUGCAAUGAAUGCAUUUUGUUCGCUUUAUUCCCAUUUUGAAUAAACCCAAGCUCUUUUGGUA